Molecule: messenger RNA, 6146 nt
Organism: Mya arenaria
Lineage: Eukaryota; Metazoa; Mollusca; Bivalvia; Myida; Myidae
Exons: 3
Coding region: 4778-6031 (417 amino acids)
Molecular function (GO): nucleic acid binding
Source: RefSeq, a predicted model, not a curated record
ACGUGCACCAGUGUAUAGCACUGUUACACGGGACCCCCAUUUAACGCCCCUCCAGGAAGACGAUUAGUAUUUUUAGUGAUGCGACGGGGGAUCGAUCCUGCGACCCCUGGAUUGAUAGCCAAGUGUGUUACCACUAGACCACGGAUCCGUCACGAUCGAUCUUUAAUGUAAUCCUUGUUAUUUAUAGUGAAUCCUGUUAUAAACAUGCUACUCUAAUUAUCCAUCUAUUUGAGUGGUAAACAAUUAUCUACUCUUUUUGAAUAUGCAAAUGAGAUACCGUACAUGCUUAAUUUUACUUCUCGUGUUGGAGGCCAAUACAUAUGUGCCUUCCUGUGGCACGGACCCUUUGAGGUAUAAGGAAUGAACCGAGUAGAAACUGUCAUGGCAUCAAAAUAUCCGACUCUGUUGCAAUACCAAGAAAGUGCAUAUUUUUUAAUGGGUACAUAAUAUAAUCGUUCAAAAACUUCCAACGACGAUGACUUUGCCUUUAUGGGAUCAUGGCGAAAAUGCUUAUAAACUUUUCUCCUAUACGAGUCGUUGAAACCCUUGCACUUUAUGUCGCAGAAAUUGGACAGCGUUUUACAAUAAUUUUGCGAAGACAAAUCUAAUUUUUUAAUGUUCGUCAUGCACAAUAAAACAUGCCAUUUUCGUUUUAUUAUAAGCGUAAAAUGAAACUUGAAACAAUUUUUCAAUAGUUAGAGCCCCAUUCUGUUCAAGUAUUCUUUUGUUUGUAUAACAAAUUGACUUCUCUUAACCUUCUUUGACCUUUUUAACCCCAAGGAUGAUAACAAAAGUACUUUUAUAGCAAUUACAAAAUGCAGCAAAACUGAAAGUAUUAUCUAAAUUUAGCGCAAAUAUAACAAAAUAUGCAUUUUUUAACUAAGAAAUUUUGGGUGUUAUAUAUAUGUUUCCCGGAUUUGCUUUUGAAAACACUUAUUUUAUCAUUAUUUUACUAUAAGAUAUCGAAAUAGCAGAAAAAUAAAGUUAUAGUAUAAAAAAUAAAGUGGGGUGCGAACCUGCGCCGUAAAAAAUAAAAAUAAGCAGACAUACAACACUUAAUCAAUUUGACCACGAAGAUUUUUACAUAUCUAGUCGGUAUUUUGACAUCUUUACCAUUUAAGGGGUAUGAACGUAAUUGGGCUGGUCAAAGUUUGUGGAGUCCCAGUACUCCAUGCGUACUUUGACCAGCGUUCAUAAUCAUAUCCCCGAUAAUGACAUCAAUCCCGCAAUUCAUUACAUAUAUUUACACCAAAAGUGCAUUAUUUCAUUCAAGAAUUGUUGAAAACACUUUAUUUCAUUGAAGAAAACCUUUUAGUAACCCUUUCUUACCCAUUCUGUAAAAGAACGACCCGAAACGUAACCGGAAACGUUUUAUCAAAUGACGUCACGAUAACGCGGAAAAAGAUCAGCUACUUGAAAGCUCUUAUAAAUGUAAAAUUGAAACACUUAUGGCAACGGUACAUUUAACAUAUCAUUAUUUAACACUUUCUAAAAUGUUCAUUUAUAUUUGGCGGCACUUGCUGACACAAUACAAACAAUUACAAGAUCAAAAAAAUCAUGUAUAUUGUUAUUCGAUGAAUAGUCCUUUUCAACUUAACUGCGGUGCUGAACCUAGCGAAUGCGCAAAACGUAUCAGGGGUGGCGAGCGUCAUUAACAAAAAAGAUAAAAUGGUGAAAAGUUGCUCGGUUUUCGGAUGCACACAUCGCGCAAAUUCUGUGGCGACAGAGAAAGGCGUUCGAUUCUUCAAGUUUCCUAAAGGUUCGCACAAGCGAAGGAGCUGGAUUAAAGCCAUGAACAGAAGAGACUGGGUGCCAAAUGAAAACUCGUUCGUCUGUUCAGCACACUUUGUUUCCGGGUGGCAUAGUUAUGAUGCUGGGGAUGCAGACUACGCUCCUAGUGUAUUUAUCUACAAGGAGACCGCCGUCGAAGAGAAGCGCCAGGAUAGGGCAUUCAGAAGAGAUUUAUCUAAGGUUAUUGCUGGAUGGUUAUAAAAUAAUAAUUUUGGAUCUUUGAAAAUGUAAUGUUUAUUUACAUGAUAUUGCCAAUAUUGGUCAUUUUAAUAUGGGUAUUAAUGGUUAAAAAACAGACAGGAAACAUUGAUUAGGUUUUGAAAUAACUCAUGUUUGAAUUAUCAUACAGACAUUUGAAGCUUCUGCAAAGGCCCACAAGAAAAGGGAAAACAGCAUGCUGCAUAUGUCAACUGCGAUGCACACAUACUGUGGAGAUGGCAAGAAUGAUGUUGAUGAAGUUGUCCAGACAGGUCCCAUGGAGUACCAUGAUGAUAUUUCAUCACUUUCACAGAAGAUAAAGUGUGACACCCUUAUAGAGGAAAACCAACAGCUGAGGGAGGAGAAUGAACGAUUGAGGAAAGAGCUGAAGAUGAUGAAGUGGGGCGUCUCCUACUGCUGGUGGCGCACUAUCUGGAAUUAUUGCCAGGUGUGCCAUACCUAUUGUAAAAAUUCAAAAUUAGUGCCUUUGUAAGAAAUGAUAUUUCAGAGAUUAAUUUAAAUUAAGGAAAUAUAUCUACAUCAGUGCGUAUUUACCAAUAAAUUUUAAGUUUCCAAUCAUGUUGUUUCCUUUUCUUGGUCUGAAAUUUACAGAUAAUCAGAGCCAUUUACAAUGUACACUGCAUUUCAAGUUAAAAUCCUACCAGUUUGGGGGUAUACUGCUUUAAGUUCCUCCAUCUUCUGGCUGUAAAAGUCCAGAUCCAGUUGCCUUUCACUAGAGGUUUGGGGAUGAAACUCCACACAGCUUCUAGUGGUGACAGGUUUAUGAGAAGGUAACCUCGGCUUGCUCAAAUCCAGUUGGCUGAUGGGCUUCGGAUCAAGGGUCAAUUUCCUUGGAACAUUCCAUGCCGCCAAUUUUGAAGUGCAUGCCAUGUUGUCUCUAUGAAGACUGGCUGUUUGCCCGUAAUCCUUAAUGGCGAACAGUAGCCAACCAAUGUGGCUGCAUGAUUGCGCUAACCUAAAAUAUGCAGUUAUAAUAUACGUUUUUUCAUAAUGACUGUUACAAGUAUAAUGCUUCUAUAUAAUUAGAUAGUGAAAUUCACAUCUUUGCAAAUAAAAUGGCGAAAAUUAACCGGUUAAGUUACAAACAAUAUGUAUGAUAUGCACAGACAUUUUUCUAAUAAAAUAUCAAAACGUAGCUACCUUUUAUUUAAUAACACAUCAUAUCUGAAUACAUGCACAUUUAUAUACAUGUACAUGUAGAUUAUACAAAAGAAUGACACAUACCCUCCUGGACACUGGCAUAAAGCAUGAACUGGGUCCUGGUUUCUGAAGCAAGCAUAGACUGUGUAUUUGAUUUUCUUCAUGGAUGCCAACACCUUGGCCCUAACAUACAGGAACUCAUGAUCUAUCUGGAAAGAAACAUAAGCAAAAGUUAAAUGACUGGAUAAUAAUAUUUAAUUAUUGACAAGGCACUAUGAUUGUUUUGUACAUACUAAACAAUUGAAGUACAGGGUGGAAAGAGUAACCCAACGUGGGGCUUGAAAUAAGUUGAAGUAUUGACUAUCUCACAGUUUUAUACACCUGGCAUUUUUCAUCAUUAAUUAUAAAUAAUAUAUUUCUACUUUGAAAGAAUAAUAUAGCUAAGAAAAUAUUUAUUUUCUUAAUUAUUAUUAUUACCACUGAAAGUUUGAUGUCUUGAACAUCGCCGGCAUAGAAAUGGAUAACUGCUCUGUCAUGAGCCUUAAAUGAUGUUAGGGGUGCCGUCUCCUUCUUUCUUCCUAUCAUGAAACGAUACAGCCCGUCAAACUUUAUCUCAGGCAGCAUAUCGAAGUCAGUCCUGUACAUUACCCCAUCAUAUGGUGGUAAAUUCUCCUUCCCGGAAGAAGUUGGCGUUAGCUGAUACUUUGAUUGAAAACUGAUCUUAUUCAAAAAAUCGCGGGCCGCCAUACUGUUUUGUAUACGUUAGCAACGUUGCCACCCCUAGGCAGUUGUGCGCAUACGUGCAUAUUUGACCGAAAGAGCCUAUUGCGAUCCGAGCAUAUCCGAAUAUGUUGCGUUCAUCAAUUGAUAAACGCGAUUGCCUAAAAGCAGUUCAUUUAAGGAAGGGAAGUUGAGGUGUAAAUAUACAUUGAUAACAUCGCGUAAUAUUGUCAAUCAACCAAUCAUGCUUCAACAGAGCUGUUACCGCUAAUUUAAAAAUUGUGGUCUUCAAUAACGGUAUUUGAGCCAAUAUUAACAUUUGCUGAAGGUUUCCAGCCUUUAGUAUCAUAGAUUGACCACUUAAUAAUAAUUCGCCAUAAAUUAUUUCGUCAUACAUAAAAAAGUGCAUCUAACACUUGCCAAACAUGAGCGAGUACCUUUUGGCGAUGUUUCAUUUAACAACAUUGAUAAUUUUUCAUUCGAAAAUAUUCUUGCAUCACAUUUAUUUUAGAAAGAGGAGCUUAAAGAUGCACUCUUACACCCAAAUAAGCAGUACCACAAUUAAUGCAUUUGCUUUACUUUACAGAGAUUCGAAUACAUAUAGAAAACAAUGUUUUUUAUGAAGAAUACGGUGUUUAAUUGGAAGAAAGGUGCAGAAAACACAGGAAUUUCACCUCAUGGAAUGAUAUACUUUUAAAUUUCCGCCAUCUUCUGAUCGUAUGGAAGCCUUGGAGGGCCACUUUUGAGUUUCGACUUACGGGUACUUUUGACUUUUGACUUUUGACUUUCGACUUUCGACUUAUGACUUAUGACUUUUGACUUUUGACUUAGGCUAUGCAUUAUACACGUGCUCCAGAAGCUGAAGGGAACUACGUUGAUUUCAGACACAACUACUCGACUGAAAAAUAUGAAGAUGACAACUUGGAUAGUGUUCUGUGUCUGUUUCAUAAUACUGCUCGGUAUUGCCCAAGCUACUGUGCCAAGGUACCUACCACCAACAUCUAUAACAGACAAAACUCUGCUCACAGUAGAGUACUUUCAGAAAGGCUUUAAGAUCUAUGAAAUUGUUGCAUUUUUACUGACACGACAUGGCAUUAUAACGUCAUUGAGGACAGUAAAGAGGAUACUUAAACGCUUAAAUUUGAAACGACGUAAUAUAAUAUAUACACCUUUGGAGAUUUUGUCUGAUGUUAUAAACAGAGAAAUACAAACAAGUGGACAAUGCAUAGGUUACCGUACAAUGUGGCGUCGGUUAAUGCUGGAUUACAACAUGUACGUCAAAAGGGACGACGUCAUGGAAAUAAUGAGAGCGCUGGAUCCAGUUGGUGUAGAGCUGCGAAAAGCACAUCGUCUCCGCCGGCGAGUAUACUUUGCCAAAGGACCCAAUUUUGUAUGGCAUAUAGACGGUUACGACAAAUUAAAGCCAUAUGGAUUUUGUAUUCAUGGUGCGGUGGAUGGGUUUAGUAGGAAAAUAAUAUGGUUAGAGGUUUCGGACUCAAAUAAUGACCCACGCUUAAUUGCAAGAUACUUUUUAGAUACAUUGAAUGAGCAUAAAAAAGUCCCUCGAAUACUACGUUCUGAUGGUGGCACGGAAAACUGCAUUGCUUUACUUUUGCAGCAAUACUUCCGGCACGAUGCUACUGAUCCGUUUGCUGGGGCUCGAAGCGUUGUAGUUGGAAAAAGCACAUCGAACCAGCGCAUUGAGAGGUGGUGGGGUACAUUACGACAAAAUGGAAUACAUUGGUGGAUUAACUUUUUCAAAGACUUACGCGAUACAGGGACGUUUAAUGAGCUGGACGCAAUACAAUGUGAGAACUUAAAAUUUUGCUUUAUGGAUCUCAUACAAACCGAGUUAGACCGGAUUGCACAGCAAUGGAACGUUCAUGAGAUAAGGGAACAAACCAAUUCUUCGGUUAUUGGUGGAAAACCUGACACACUGUUCUUUAUACCAGGUCUGUUUGAAACUCACGACUUCGGUAAUGCAGCGAACUUGAAUGACGUAAAUGUUUGCAAAGACAUGUAUUCGCGUCCAAAAAGACACUGUGAGGAAUUCAAAGAAUUAGCACAUCUUUUGAAGCCAGAUCUACAGAUGCCAUUGGACGCUGAGUCAGCACUACGAAUGUAUACUGAGUUGAACAAUUUAAUUUCGAGAAUUGAUUAAACAUAAAUACCCAUUGUACUAAUGAAUAUUGCAUGGGCGUACGUUAUUGAUAAAACUACUUUAAGGGUACUGCAUAUCAGUUUCGAAAAAUGGCGAUUAAAAAUCAGAAAAUUGU